This is a messenger RNA of Symbiodinium necroappetens, 375 nucleotides long. NCBI's taxonomy places the organism in Eukaryota, Dinophyceae, Suessiales, Symbiodiniaceae. The record is from the annotation of a GenBank genome assembly.
AUGGUCUCGAACCUUCGCUCCGACACUGGAGCCGCCGGAUGCCAAAGCGCUCGAGAAAAGACUCCUAGCAAUCCUCCGAUGGCCGUGCCGAAGGCCCGCAGUGAGCGACAGAAAGUGAACAUCGCUGCCGAGCUGCACCUUGGAACCAAGAAAAGGCCAGCCACUCCCAGCGAAGAUGCGGUUUCCAUGCCACUUUCGAGUCGGCCAACUACCGGCUCGGUGCGUCGCUUUCCAAUCUCGGCCGCCGCCAACCUGGCGCCCGGCCUCAGUCUGUUUUGCAACCUUUUCCGGCAGCAUGCUGCAAUGCCGCGGUAUGCCGCACUGCUCUGUCAGGCGCUCACGAAGAAGCGCCUCAAAGAGCGUGGAAUGAUGUGA